Culicoides brevitarsis is the source of this 666-nucleotide messenger RNA. RefSeq names its product ORM1-like protein (gene ORMDL). The transcript has 4 exons. The coding region runs from base 103 to 561 and encodes 152 amino acids. NCBI's taxonomy places the organism in Eukaryota, Metazoa, Arthropoda, Insecta, Diptera, Ceratopogonidae. Gene Ontology annotation, cellular component: endoplasmic reticulum membrane. Gene Ontology annotation, biological process: sphingolipid biosynthetic process; ceramide metabolic process; intracellular sphingolipid homeostasis. The record is from RefSeq and is a predicted model, not a curated record.
CAAAAGUUGAUAUUUUUUAUAAAAGUUUUCAUAUUUUAUCUAAACGAAAAAUUUUAAAAAAGAUAAAUUUUUAAACAAUAAAAUAAUUAAACUGAGACAAAAAUGAUUGCUGGAGGUCAUGGCGAAGCAAAUCCAAAUAAAUCAUGGGUAAAUUCCCGUGGAUUUUGGCUCGCUUACAUUUUAGGAGUGACAAUUUUGCAUCUAUGUCUCCUUUGUAUCCCAUUUCUGAGUGUUGCAAUGGCAUGGACUCUUACAUGCCUUAUUCACAAUCUUGCCCAUCUAUUUUUCUUGCAUUCUAUUAAAGGUCAUCCUUGGAUGAGCAUUGAUACAGGAAGUGCAAGAUCUCUGACACAUUGGGAGCAAAUUGAUGAUGGACAACCUUUUACUGAAGCACGAAAGUUCUUGACAGCAGCUCCAAUCGUCAUAUUUUUACUUGCUUGCCUGUACACAAAAAAUGAUCAAGAUCAUUUUAUUGCUAAUUUCUUGUCAUUGAUUGUUGUUUUGCUGCCAAAAUUACCACAAUUUCAUGGCGUUCGACUUUUUGGUAUCAACAAAUAUUAAAUAUUUGCACUAAUUGACAUUUUUUCUUGAACGAAUGAAUUUUGUAAAUUUUUGUAAUCGAAUACAUUUGUUAUCAACUUAUUAACGAGACUGAAAAAAAUAAAA